Molecule: messenger RNA, 1207 nt
Organism: Ixodes scapularis (black-legged tick)
Lineage: Eukaryota; Metazoa; Arthropoda; Arachnida; Ixodida; Ixodidae
Exons: 1
Coding region: 200-1207 (335 amino acids)
Molecular function (GO): zinc ion binding; nucleic acid binding
Source: RefSeq, a predicted model, not a curated record
CGGCCGCGGUUUUUCUGCUUAUGACGUUCCCCAAGACUACAAGAUUCUUCUGCCACCCCUGACUUCAGGUACCGCUUCUUUGAACUCUGUUUUUCUUCACUGUGACGUGUCUGAGCGGCCAUAUCGACUCGACGAUUUUCGUAACGAGAUAGCGCGGCUCGCCGUGCUCAAGGACAUUGCAGCGUUCGGCGCGUUUCACAUGAAUCAUGUGUGGAUGCUUACGUUUCACUCUUCAGCUGCAAAACAGAAGCUCGUGAAGGAAAAACAACUUAAAAUUAAGGGGAAACUUUGCCUCGUCAUCGAUCCGGACACCAGCGACGUGAGCCUCAAGCUUCACUGGGUGCCGUUUCACGUGCCUGAUGAAUCCGUCCGGAGGGCUCUCGAACCCUACGGGAAAGUGCUAGAAGUUGCGCGAGACAAAGUGCGCUCAGGUUUUUUUGCGGGGAUAGAGACGAAGACAAGGCUCGUUCGCAUGACGUUGAAAGAUGGUGUGACCAGGGAGAGCCUCCCGCAUCAGUUGAAAAUGCCCGGAGCGAGCGCGCUGGUUCUGGUGCCGGGUCGAGCGCCGUUGUGCCUCAGAUGCAAGAAGACUGGGCACAUUCGCAAGGAUUGCCGAGCUCCCCGCUGCCUGGAGUGUAAUCGCUACGGGCACGAAGCCUCCGACUGUGUGCGCACGUAUGCGUCAGUCACUAACGCGGAGGUACCGGAAGAAGUUAGCGACCACAUCAUGGAAGCGGAUGAAGCAGAGGCAACCUAUGGCACCGACAUUGCUAGCACUUCAGCUGACCCACUGCCACUGACAGCGACUGACACAGCAGAGCAAUCACCAGUAGAAGCAGCCCAGGGAAGGCAAGACGGCACGGACACCGAGGGCCCAGUCUCAGGAGUGCUCACACCAGGCAACCCCAGCAGCAAGGAACACUCCUCGGGAAAUUUGGAGUUCAACGAAGAAACAACUGCACCAGAAAGCACGGCCACCUCAGUGCAAGAAGUCGACACUGCCAGCGCUGUGGAACAAUCCCAAGCAGACGCAAGGGACGGCCUCCCCGGACCAGAGCUCUGUGAUUGGUCUGCCUGCAGUCAAAUCCCCGACAAACCACCACGCUGUGAGUUGAAGUGGAAAGACACCGCUUUGCGAAAGAGCAGAUUCGACCCAAAGCCCAGAAACACCCCGGACGACCGCACGCGAGGUCACUCGAAACAGUAA